Messenger RNA from Chlorella variabilis, 1716 nucleotides. RefSeq lists its product as hypothetical. The transcript has 7 exons. NCBI's taxonomy places the organism in Eukaryota, Viridiplantae, Chlorophyta, Trebouxiophyceae, Chlorellales, Chlorellaceae. The coding region runs from base 1 to 1716 and encodes 571 amino acids. The record is from RefSeq and is a predicted model, not a curated record.
AUGCGCCGAACUUGGACGCUGGCGGGUAUUGCCGUGCCGGCCGCUCGCGGGGGCAGCGCGACGGCCCAUCACCUCCGCCUGCCGCCGCCGCCUUGGCGCCCUAUCCUGCACCCCAGCCAGCUGCAGCGCGGCCUGGCUUUCUACGGCAGCGGAGGCCGCAUUGAACGGGUGGCAGCCAAGCUGCUGGCGGGGCGCCCUAUCAAGGCAUUCACCACCGGCGGCAGCGUAACCAACGGUGGCGGCGCCAGCAGCGAUGCCACCGCCUACCCAGCCCGCUUCUUUAAGUUCCUGAACGCCACCUUCCCCCACAGCGGCCACGUGCUGGCCAACAAAGCCAUCGGAGGCGCCACAUCUGCCAUCUUGUCCCUCUGUGCUGAGGCCCUCAUCCCGCCGGAUGCCGACAUCGUGGUGGCAGAGUUUACUUUCGAUGAGGCUGGCGACCUGCCCUUCGCCACGCCCCAGCGCCGCGCCUUUGAGCAGCUGCUGCGCAGGCUGGCGCGUCUGCCGGGGCGACCCGCCGUGCUGGUGCUUCACCACUAUGCUUGGUGGCUCUGCGCGGGGGAUGGCGCAGGCGCGGGCCUCUACUACGGACCUGCGGAGCAGCAGCUCAGCACGCUGGCACAGUAUUACGACAUGCCCUCGCCCUCCGUCAGGACCGCGGUGUGGCCCCAGAUGCGGGCCGGGGUGGCCCCCUUCAAGGUCAGCCACGUGCUCAAGGGGGGCCAGGUGUCGCCCCAGGGCGCCCAGCUACCUGUAGCAACCCCCGGCACAGAAGCCCAGUACUUUUUCUACGACAAAGUGCACCCCUCGGACGUGGGGCACCAAGUCAUGGCCGAGCUGCUGGCCGGGGUGGUGAUGCAGGCGGUGGAAAACGUGGCGGCCAGCAGCGCGGCGGUGGCAGCCGCAGCUGCAGCGCCGUCAGCGUCGCCCGAUGACGACGAGGGCAGCACGGCAGGCAGCGGUGCGAGCAGUGGCAAGAGCAGCAGCAGCAGCAGCAGCAGCAGCAGCAGCGGCGGGGAAACGCCUGACAAGGAGGCAGAGCUGCCGCCCCAGAUGAUCCCAGGCAAUGCAGACAUCUCCACCACGCUCUGUGCGAUGCAGGAGGAGUUGAAGGAGCUGGGGAGGGAGAUGGACGGGUUCAGGUGGUGCCCCGAGCGCCCCAACGGCACCACCCUCAUAGACCAGAACUGGGGCUACUGCGGGCUGAGCAUAGGCGAGCCGGGCGACACAAUUGUGCUGGAGCUCAGCACCGCCGACACCUCGGAGCAGGCGGGCAAGUGGGCCACCCUGUACCUGGGCUACCUGCGCAGCUACGAGGGUAUGGGGCUGGCCAAGGUGGCCUGCGGCGGCGGCUGCAGCUGCGAGGAAACAUUGGUGGAUGCGCAGUGGGAGCAGCAGGCGUCCCUCACGCACAUGCAUGAUCUCAAGGCAAGCCUGCUCCUGGGUGUCACCCAGUCUGCUAAGUGCCGGGUGCGGCUUACGAUUGUGGACCGCAGCAGCGGCGGUGGCACGCAGGGCGCAGGCACAGGCGGCAAUAGCACGGAGGGCGCUGGCCCCAGCAGCGGCGGUGGCGGCAACAGCAUGCAACAGGACGCUGGCCCCAGCACCACCGGCGGCAGCAAGUUCCAGCUCACUUCCGUCAUGGUGGCCCACUUGCCGGUGGUGCUGGACAACAGAAUAGCUGGGAGGGCCAGCGGGAUGGCGGAGAAUGGCUAG